GAAAUGCUACCUAGUUUAUUCAGAUAAGUUUGACAAAAUCUUAUUAAAAACAACAGAGGUGGUAUUUAACAUCAAGAACUCUCAUUACCUAAGCUUAGUAUAUGAAGUUAUUGAAUUAUAAAAAUCAUAUAUGGUUGUUUAUAGUUUAUACCUCAAGAAAUUUAAUAUUUUGGUACAGGUCACACUUGAGUAGGGUAUAGAGAAGGGUUGAAUUGGGAACAAUUUUAUUUAUCCUUUAGCUUUUUUUUUUCUAAAGCAGUUGCAAUUAAGAUUUGGUAAUGAGACUAAUUAUUAUCUGUACCAGAUAAUGGCUUUUAUUCCCUAUCCCCUAAAAUUUAAUAAAAUAAAAAUAAAAUACCAGCAGCAUUUUGUCAUAAAGAAACUGAGAAACCAGAUAUUAUAGGAUUUGGAUACAUCCCUAAAGCUAGUGAGAGCAUCAAAGUUGUCCUCGAAAGGGAUAAUCAAGAUGGUGAUGAUGAUGAUAAGCACGAUGAAGAUGGAUCCAAUCAUCAAGAUGUGAAGGCAUCAAAUAUAUAGACUUGAGAUAAACAAAGGGAAACAAUGUCAGAGGCCAAAGAAGUAACUCAAUUGAUUCCCAAAAUCAUGAAGAAGAAAGGGAAUGGUGACAAAUUGGAUAACAUUACCUAUGCUGAGAAUGCAUUUCAAAAGAGAGAAGAGAAUUGCCUUUCUGAUCGCUAUGUAGUUGCUGAAGAUACAUAAGCUAAUGGAAAUUAGCUACAUUGCAUAUUCUGUUUUUUUUUUCUUUAGCUGCUUUUUUUUUUCCUUUCCCAUAUUCUUACUGCACCAUGAAAAAGAAACAGAAGGAAACCACAGGAUUACUAGAUAGACUAACAUUGUUAAACUUGUUCACAGAUGUAGCAUGAACCUUUCUUGCAGAAGAGCAAUGGAUGGAUGAACGAUUGCUGGAUCAAUUUGUCUAUCUUCACUCAUUGGAAGAUGAAGAGGAACCUCAAUGGGAUUGAUUCAAGCACGCUUUAAUGAGACCUCAUACACAUAUGCACAUAUAUAUAGGACAUAGCUAGGACUUAAGAUGAUUAUUUUAAUUCAUUCAUUCUGGCUAUUUGAUUCUGUAUGACUAAAAGUUGGAAAACAAAGGCAGCUGAACUACAAUGUGUAACAAGACAGAGAUAUGUGGCCAUGUGAAUGGGUGAAAGUACGUCUAGGGAAGAAAAUGGUCAGAAGCAAAAUCUGAAGAGAUGUGGAAGGUAGCAUUUGGAAGUGUUUCUUUAAGGAGAAUAAAAGACUGGGUGCAUUGUGUGUCGGCUUGUCGUAGAGGGUUGCUGGUAUGCCUUUGGAGUCUUUUUGGUGGGGGAUUUGGUCGGACCUUCCCAUUAUAUUUAGCUUUGAACAUUCUUUUUUUUCAUUUGUGGACAGCAUAAAGCUUGAACACUCUGAACACAAUUUGGACUCUGAUGUUUUUAUCAAAGAAAACCCUAUUAUGGAU
This is a messenger RNA of Rubroshorea leprosula, 1465 nucleotides long. The record is from the annotation of a GenBank genome assembly. Lineage: Eukaryota; Viridiplantae; Streptophyta; Magnoliopsida; Malvales; Dipterocarpaceae.